This is a messenger RNA of Aphanomyces astaci, 180 nucleotides long. RefSeq lists its product as hypothetical. Lineage: Eukaryota; Oomycota; Saprolegniomycetes; Saprolegniales; Verrucalvaceae. The transcript has 2 exons. Bases 1 to 180 code for a protein of 59 amino acids. The record is from RefSeq and is a predicted model, not a curated record.
AUGGACCGAUCGGGCAACUUUGUCACCCCAACGGCUGUGUGGACAGAUGUGCCCAUCGCAUGCCUUUCCGAGUUUCAAACCCUGGAGCAAGUUCUGGACGAACGACUUGUCUUGUUUACGCAAUCCCCGAUGAAGGCUACACCGGAGCCACCGUCGUGGGCGUCAACUGCGAGUUCCUGA